AUAAACCGGGUGACAGAGUCAGAAAACUCCCCAGCUAAACACCCAUAAGACUUCAUACAACACAAUACUCUAUAUUGUGAUGAUCACAGCAGCCAAGGCUACCUAAAAGAAGACAGUUAUCUCAUAUUUGGCUGCCAGCUUUUUAUCUUUCUCUCAACCACUUAAAACUUCAGACUUCCUCUCCUGCUGGUAUCAUGGAGAAAGUCCAAUACCUCACUCGCUCAGCUAUAAGAAGAGCCUCAACCAUUGAAAUGCCUCAACAAGCACGUCAAAAUCUACAGAAUCUAUUUAUCAAUUUCUGUCUCAUCUUAAUAUGUCUCUUGCUGAUCUGUAUCAUCGUGAUGCUUCUCUGAAGUUCUGCUACCACCUCUAGAUCUGCAACUUGCCACAUCAGCUUAAAAUCUGUCAUCCCAUGCAGACGGGAAAACAAUACUGUAAAAUAGACCACUUCCUGAGUAGAAGAGUUUCUUUGUGAAAAGGUCAAGAUUAAGACUAAAACUUAUUGUUAGCAAACGUAUUCAUCUGCUGGAUCUUGUAAACAUGAAAAGGGCUUUAUUUUCAAAAAUUAACUUUAAAAUAAGUGUAUAAAAUGUAACUGUUGAUUUCCUCAACAUGGCUCACAAAUUUGUAUCCCAAAUCUUUUCUGAAGAUGAAAUAAGAGUUUAGUUUUGAAACUGCACUGCCAACAAGUUCACUUCAUAUAUAAAGCAUUAUUUUUACUCUUUUGAGGUGAAUAUAACUUAUAUUACACUGUAAAAUCUUCUUUAAUACUAAGUAUUUUUCAGGUCUUCACCAAGUAUCAAAGUAAUAACACAAAUGAAGUGUCAUUAUUCAAAACAGUCCACUGACUCCUCACAUCUGUUAUCUUAUUAUAAAGAACUCUGUAGUAACUCUUUGUAGUAACAUUCUAAAACAGAAAUUGCAUUUUUGCUAUGCCACAUUAACAUUUUUUAAAGUUGAUGAGAAUCAAGUAUGGAAAAGUAAGGCCAUACUCUUACAUAAUAAAAUUACUCUUAAGUAAUUUUUUCAAAGAAUCACAGAAUUCUAGUACCUGUAGGUAAACCAUAAAUCUGUUCUAAGACAUAUGAUCAACAGAUGAGAAUUGGGGGUUAAUAUGUGACAGUGAGAUUAGUCAUAUCACUAAUAUACUAACAGAAUAGAAUCUAAUCUUCAUUUAAGACACUGUAGUGAAUUAUCUGACCUAGAGUUACCUAGUUUACCACACUGUAUCUUUGGAAUCAUGAAACCUUAAGACUUCAGACUGAUUUUACAGGUUGUCUUCCAUUCCAACCUAACACCCAAUGUAGGCAAGGAAAAUAAUAAAAGAUUCCCAGUGACAAAAAAAAAUAUUAUCUCAAGUAUUUAAAAAAAUAAAAGUAUGAAUUAUCUCUCCAAAUAUUAACUAAUUCUUAGAUUGUAUUUUGAAAUGAACUUGUUGGCCCAUCUAUUACAUCUACAGCUGACCCUUGAAUAUGGGGGUUAGGGGAGCUGAGAAUCCAUGGGUCCGCAAAAUCUUAACUACCUAAUAGCCUACUGUUGACCAUAAACCUUACUGAUAACAUAAACAGUAAAUUAACACACAUUUUGCAUGUUAUAUGUAUUAUACACUGUAUUCCUACAAUAAAGCUAGAGAAAAGAAAAUGUUUAGAACAUCGUAAAAAAGAGAAAAUAUAUUUACUAUUCAUUAAAUGGAAGUGGGUCAACA
Molecule: messenger RNA, 1705 nt
Organism: Piliocolobus tephrosceles (Ugandan red Colobus)
Lineage: Eukaryota; Metazoa; Chordata; Mammalia; Primates; Cercopithecidae
Gene: PLN
Product: phospholamban
Exons: 2
Coding region: 195-353 (52 amino acids)
Biological process (GO): negative regulation of ATPase-coupled calcium transmembrane transporter activity; negative regulation of heart rate; negative regulation of calcium ion import into sarcoplasmic reticulum
Cellular component (GO): membrane; sarcoplasmic reticulum
Molecular function (GO): ATPase inhibitor activity
Source: RefSeq, a predicted model, not a curated record